AUGUCUGAGUUAGAGAACGAAGAAAAUAUAGUACAAUCACUUAUUAAUCAAAUGGAUGUUGAUGAUAUUAUAGCAAUUAACAGUUCAGUAAUCUCGGGAUUGAGAGAUUUACAACAUCAAAUUAGAAGAAAACAAAAUGCUUCACUAAAGCAACUUACUUUAGAAGAAAGUCUUUAUAAUAGAAAUAAUCCUUAA
Messenger RNA from Entrophospora candida, 195 nucleotides. The record is from the annotation of a GenBank genome assembly. Lineage: Eukaryota; Fungi; Glomeromycota; Glomeromycetes; Entrophosporales; Entrophosporaceae.